Molecule: messenger RNA, 1282 nt
Organism: Paramuricea clavata
Lineage: Eukaryota; Metazoa; Cnidaria; Anthozoa; Malacalcyonacea; Plexauridae
Source: the annotation of a GenBank genome assembly
AUGGGGCAUUCUGACCCGUUGGCUUCGUUGAGUAAGAAAACUUCUUAUCCAGUUUGUUAUUAAUGAUGGAACGUCCAUAUCAGAUAAUUUACUGAGGAGGAUGUUAUGAUCGAUAUGAUCAAAAGCUUUGGAGAAGUCUAAUAAAAAAAUUCUCACAGCGUUUUUCGGCACAUCAGUUUCAUUUAAUAAGUGAUGCUGUUUAGAUUUGCCACCGGGCGACCUCCAGCAACCAACCAAACCGACAACAUUUUCGGUAAAAUUCUUCAGAGAUAUCAGAUCAUUUGACCACUUUAUACGUGUACCAUCAUAGACUAAGUGUGUAUUAAUGUUUAGCAAUUUUAUUGAGGGUAUAUCAACACGAUCAAGACUAAAAUUCCUUACUGUAGGCGAGUUUAAAAUUUUGCUGCCGUCCGCCAUUAUGCAGUCAUUAAAUGCAAGUUGAACACAGCAGAUGAGAAUUAUGAAUUGGAUGUUGGUGCUUUGGAUUGUGUUGCUGAUGACGUGGGUGAUAGGGUGGGUGAGUAAUGGUACUUUGGGGAAUGGUUCUGGUGAGAUGGGUGAAGGGUGUGAGUUGCAGUGAGUUGGGUGCUGGUGUUUCUGUGAGUUUGUCUGGUGAGGAUGAUGUGCAUGGUGAUGCUGGUGUCAACAGGUGCCAAGAGUGUCUUGCUCACAUCAUGUACAACAAAAAUUGUAAGAGAAGUAUUAAAGAUUGAAAAAGAUAGUGAAAGGACUGAGAACCAAAAUCAGACAAAAACAAGCAAGCUGUAUACCAUAUUAUGUGUGUCAAGUGAACAACAAUGUUUGGGCUUUUCUCAUUCAUGUCAAGGCAAACACAUGUUUACUUUACAGACAAACUAAUAGUGUGUCCAAAGAAAGUGCCUUAGGAUGAUGACUGUGGCCAGCUUUUCAACUCAAUUAUGUAGGGGGGGGGGGGGCAUUGUUGAUGAGUAUGGAUUAAUUUCAAAAUUAAUUGUACAGAAUUUCUUAUCUCAUACCAUACUUGUAAUUUUAGGAAGCUGGUGAAACUUUGGAAAGCCAUUUUGAUGAAGCAGCUGAAGAUGAUGGAGACAGUGGAGAUGAUAUUGAUGCUGAAAAUUGUUUUUACAACAAUGAUCAAGAUCAUGUCCAGUUGAUGAAAAUUCCUCUGAAUCGUCAGACAAUGAAAUUAACGAGCCAGAAAUGCAAGGAAGAAACCAGAUCAGGUAUAGAAAAGUUAUAUUUAAAUAUGCUUUAUCUAAAAAAGUGCUUUCCCUUCAUAGGAAUGGUGGUGAGAACACUAUAG